AUGAGGGUUAACUUGGGCGCGCUCUCCCUCUUCGUGGCCCUGGUGGGACUUUCGAGCUUCAUCUUCCUCGUGGUGGCCAUCGCCACCGACUUCUGGUACAUCAUCGAUGCCUCCAAGCUGGAGGCGUCCCAGAACGGCACGGACGCGCUCAGCUCGCACUCGGGGCUCUGGCGGACCUGCCGCGUGAGGAGUGAAUGUUACCCUUUGAUAAACCCCUUCUGGCACGAGAAUGCGAACAUCACCGAGUCACACAGACAGCUUUUGUACAUGCAUGGAACAUUUGUCAUCCUGAUGCCCCUCAGCCUGAUACUGAUGAUUUUUGGAGGAAUGACUGGAUUCAUCAGUAUUCUUGCCAGGGCCUACCUGCUGCUCCUAAUGACGGGACUGCUUUUCCUUUUUGGAGCUCUCGUUACCCUGACAGGGAUCGGUGUCUAUAUUGCAUAUUCAGCUGCUGCCUUCCAAGAAGCUGUUUGCCUGCUGAGGAGCAAGGAUCUCCUGGUGGAAAUCGACAUCAGGUUUGGCUGGUCCCUGGCACUGGUCUGGAUCUCCUUUGUGGCAGAAGUGCUCACCGGGGCCGUGUUCCUGCUGGCAGCAAGAGUGGUGGGUCUGAAACGGCAGCGGGAGCAGGCUCUGUGAGCAACAGGUGCCCUUUGCAACCACAGAGCCCUGCAGAGCCUGGUAACUCAGAUUACUUGGUCCAUCUGGUCACCAGGGGCAAUAAGAGUGCAAGGCUGAGGAUCUUGUCAGCUGCUGUGAGCCUU
Molecule: messenger RNA, 761 nt
Organism: Camarhynchus parvulus
Lineage: Eukaryota; Metazoa; Chordata; Aves; Passeriformes; Thraupidae
Gene: TMEM114
Product: transmembrane protein 114
Exons: 4
Coding region: 1-636 (211 amino acids)
Cellular component (GO): apical plasma membrane
Source: RefSeq, a predicted model, not a curated record